This is a messenger RNA of Westerdykella ornata, 1659 nucleotides long. Its product is annotated as DUF1692-domain-containing protein. Gene Ontology annotation, biological process: retrograde vesicle-mediated transport, Golgi to endoplasmic reticulum; endoplasmic reticulum to Golgi vesicle-mediated transport. The record is from RefSeq and is a predicted model, not a curated record. The transcript is spliced from 3 exons. Bases 145 to 1344 code for a protein of 399 amino acids. NCBI's taxonomy places the organism in Eukaryota, Fungi, Ascomycota, Dothideomycetes, Pleosporales, Sporormiaceae. Gene Ontology annotation, cellular component: COPII-coated ER to Golgi transport vesicle; endoplasmic reticulum; Golgi membrane.
CGACUAACUUAAUCAUAAUCCGCAAGCAGCCCUCUCAACAUUGUAACAAAACAAUCCACAGUCACACACGCACAUCCCUUUCUCCGGUUCUGGGCGGGAAUAAGAGCGCUGGGGCAGGCUGCGCCCUCGUUACCGAUUGCUGCAAUGUAUUCGCCAAACCACAGCGCCAUGAACGGGUUCGCGGAGCGUGGGCUCUCGGAGGAGUCGUUUGGGCAGGCGAAAGGGGGGUUGGCGAGUUUUGAUGCUUUUCCCAAAACCAAGAAAACCUACCUCACGCGCGGCCGCGACUCGUCCCUCUGGACCCUCACCCUCAUAGCAGCUUGCAUCUACCUCUGUCGGGCCGAGUUCUCGCGCUGGUGGGCCGGCAAAACCACCGAGACCUUCUCCGUCGAGAAGGGCGUCUCGCACGACCUGCAAAUCAACCUGGACAUCGUCGUCGCCAUGAAAUGCGCAGACCUGCACGUCAACAUGCAAGACGCGGCCGGCGACCGCACACUGGCGGGCGAGCUGCUGCGAAAGGACCCUACGAAUUGGGCGCAGUGGAGGCAGGGAGAUGUGCAUAAGUUGGGCGAAGGCGACGAUGGCCUGCCCGGGUGGGAGGAAUUGUGGGAUGUGCACGAUCAGCUGGGUGCGGCGAGGAAGCGGAAGAAGUUCCCCAAGACGCCGAGGGCGAGGGGCCCGCUGGAUGCGUGUCGCAUUUUUGGGAGUCUGGAGGGGAACAAGGUGCAGGGGGAUUUCCACAUCACCGCGAGGGGACACGGGUAUAUGGAGUUUGGGGAGCAUUUGGAUCAUAAGGCAUUCAACUUCUCGCACAUCAUCAACGAGCUCUCCUUCGGCCCAUACUACCCGUCCCUCGUCAACCCCCUCGACAACACCAUCGCCUGGACCCCGAACCACUUCUUCAAAUACCAAUACUACCUCUCCAUCGUCCCGACCAUCUACACCGACGACAUCUCCCUCCUCCCCUUACUCGACGCCGUCAACCGCCACCCGCACAACGCGCACCCGGCCAAAAACGUCUUCAACUCCAACCACGCCAUCAAGACGAACCAGUACGCCGUCACGAGCCAGAGCCACGACGUCCCCGAGACAUAUGUCCCGGGCAUUUUCGUCAAAUUCGAUAUCGAGCCCAUCAUGUUGACGAUUGCGGAGGAGUGGGGCGGGGUGUUGAAAUUGCUGGUGCGGUUGGUGAAUGUGGUGAGUGGGGUCAUGGUUGCCGGGGGUUGGGCGUGGCAGAUGUUUGAUUUGGGCAUGGAGGUUUGGGGGAGGAGGAGGGGCGGGAGAAGUGGGGGGAUGGGCGUGUUGGGCGCGUUUGGCGGGAAGGAGAAGCAUGCUUUUGAUUGAUUGGGGGGAUGGACGGUGAGGCGUUUUUGGUUGGGAUAUAUGGGUUUUUUGCAUGGGAGUAUAUAUAGCGAUUAAGGGUUUGGCUCAUUCGAGUCAAGAUUUCUUCUGAAGGUUUGCAUGUGUUCAGGUGCGCUGUUCGGCUAUGUUUGAUCUGGAGACAUCCACAUGCUGUCUUCAUCAAACCCGGGUUUCAGUAAUUGGUUCCAUUAUAUUUCGUCGUGAUAAACAUGCGACAUUACACAUAUACCUAUCUAAAUAUCCCAUAGGUAGUCUCCCGAAUGCCUGCCAUAACCGAUAUGCUCUCAUGCCGUCAUU